ACAAAGCCUCCAGCAUGAGCAUACCAGAAUCAAGACAAGAGGAAGUCUAUCUUAUUUCACUAAUAAACAAAGGCAGAGUUGUAGCCAAAGGUAGGUUAGUGACUACUGAUAGCCGAAGAGAGAUUUUAGGAACAAAGCUUGGAACAGAAUUCUGGGGAGUUUAUGUUAAAGGCCUUGAGAAUAUUGAGCGUGGCAAUAUUGGAGAUGAGGAGAUACCUAGACAAUUUGAUCAGAUUCGUACAGUAAUUGAUGCUAUUGGCUAUGUUAUUGCUUGGCCAAGUACACAUGUGAAGAAAGCUAGAAGUUCAUCUCGUACUCGCAACAAGUUGGUAUCUGCAGCACGGGGACAGAGCUAGAUGGGAA
This is a messenger RNA of Sorghum bicolor (sorghum), 363 nucleotides long. RefSeq lists its product as uncharacterized. Bases 15 to 356 code for a protein of 113 amino acids. The record is from RefSeq and is a predicted model, not a curated record. NCBI's taxonomy places the organism in Eukaryota, Viridiplantae, Streptophyta, Magnoliopsida, Poales, Poaceae. The transcript is spliced from 3 exons.